This is a messenger RNA of Phialemonium atrogriseum, 635 nucleotides long. RefSeq lists its product as uncharacterized. The transcript has a single exon. The coding region runs from base 39 to 635 and encodes 198 amino acids. Gene Ontology annotation, molecular function: carbon-sulfur lyase activity. The record is from RefSeq and is a predicted model, not a curated record. NCBI's taxonomy places the organism in Eukaryota, Fungi, Ascomycota, Sordariomycetes, Cephalothecales, Cephalothecaceae.
UUUGAUUAUCUCCAAGUUUCUUCUUCUACAACCGCACCAUGGGCCAAGAAGCGACACCAACACGGCAGCCCUAUACGGGCUCGUGCCAUUGCGGCGCAGUCAAAUACAUCCUCUAUCUCACGCUGCCGCACGACCCGCCGCCCGCAUCGCAGCGAAGGAAUCCGGACGGCAGCAUGCGGCAGAUCUUCUACCGCUGCAACUGCACCACCUGCCACAAGGCGGGCCUGCUGCACAUCCGCCUGCCCCACCCGCCGGACGACUUCCUUCUCCUAGCGCCCCUAGACCCGCUGGGGGAGCUGGGCGACUACCAGUGCUUCCGGAAAGCCGCGCACUUCUUGUUCUGCAAGACCUGCGGCGUGCGCUGCUUCACGAUCGUGGGAGAAGGAGAGCUGGUGGAGAAGGUGGUGGGGGAGUCGGGCGAGAAGAGGACGGUCUGGUGUCCCAAGAAGGGCUGGGUGGAGAGUCCGACGAAUUACUUCAGCGUCAACGGCUACACUCUGGACGCUGGGCAGGAGGGGCUUGAUCUGAGGGACUGGACGGAGAAGAAAUGGCUCAUGUACGCUGACUGCUUGCAGGACAGACCGCCUGAGCUGAGCUGGACAUAUGACAGGCCAUUUCCGGGCGGUGCCUACUGA